Molecule: messenger RNA, 3250 nt
Organism: Schizosaccharomyces japonicus yFS275
Lineage: Eukaryota; Fungi; Ascomycota; Schizosaccharomycetes; Schizosaccharomycetales; Schizosaccharomycetaceae
Product: OPT oligopeptide transporter Isp4
Exons: 1
Coding region: 709-3123 (804 amino acids)
Biological process (GO): transmembrane transport; tetrapeptide import across plasma membrane
Cellular component (GO): plasma membrane; Golgi apparatus; membrane
Molecular function (GO): oligopeptide transmembrane transporter activity; tetrapeptide transmembrane transporter activity
Source: RefSeq, a predicted model, not a curated record
GCGAGUAUAAAAUCGGGUAACCGCCACGUUUUCGCAACAUUCCAUAUCCAAUUAAGCUCAGCAAAACGUGCUCGCUACAGUCGGCUUCCCAACUUUAUUUGUGCCAUCCUGUGGUUUACCGAGUCGCGUGUGUCGCGUGAAAUACAUAAACAUUUACUGUUCUAUCUUCGUUAACGAGACAUUGUUCUCACAUUUAUUCAAUCACGGAAUCGUUCUUCCUGCAUAGAGUGUUUCCCCUUUAAAGAACUUUUUGUUCUUCUUAAUUCUUUCUUUUCAUUUCGUUUCUUAAUUUCCGCGUCUUUCCUUUUCCUUUACCGGUCUCUUCGUUUUUGUGUUUCUCCUUUUACAAAUUCGUUACUACAAGCUUCUACUUCUCCAGUGUUGUCUUCAACACAUUUAAUUGUUUUACUUGUUUUUUGUUAGCAGUUUUCUCGAUUGCUUCUCGAGUUUCUCAACAAUAUUUCCUGAUUCCUAACUGCCGUAAUUUUCUACCUUAUUUUAGGAUUCAGCAAAGCUCUUUCAGUCCUUUUUCAGUUCUCCCAUUCUGGAAUUAUCGCCAUUCAUUUUUUUGUUCAAGUCUAAUAUCCGACUUUUUUUAGUUUCAACAAUACCCUUUUAUUGAGUUUCGGAACUUGAAGAUUACGACGUCUUCGUUGGUUCCCUUAUUUUAAUUUCUUCUCUGUUUUUCCAAUUUUGCUUCUAUAAUUCAUGAAAAUGAAGCCCAAUUCGCCGACUACAGUCAAUGAAAAACCAAUUGAGUUGGAUUACUCGGACGACGAUAUCCAUCCCAUUGGCACCCAGACUUCAAAUGCUGUUGACUCUUCUGAAUUCUCCCCGGUCUCUGACACAAAGGUGGAUGAGAAGAAGGGUGGAUUUGUUCACGCUGUAAAGGUGGGUGAACAUAGUGAUGGUCAUAUUUCUGAAGGCUCUGUUGAAGACGAUAUUUAUGUUAAUGAAAAGGGUCAAGAGGACUCUCCCUACGCCGAAGUUCGUGCCUGUGUCGAUCCGACUGAUGACAUCCAUUUGCCUUGCAAUACCAUUCGUAUGUGGGUCGUUGGACUGUUGUUCUCGACCAUUGGUGCUGGUGUCAACUUAUUCUUUUCCCUUCGUAACCCAACUGUGUAUAUCUCUGUACUUAUUGCUGAGCUUCUUUCUUAUCCUGCUUUGCAAUUAUGGGAUCUAAUCUUCCCCGACCGUGAAUGGCGCAUCGGUCGCUUCCGCUUUAACCUUAAACCUGGUCCAUUCAAUUUGAAGGAACAUGCUCUUAUCGUCGUCAUGGCCAAUGUCUCAUUUGGUAACGCUUAUUCUACCGAUAUUAUUCUCGCGCAACGUGUUCGCUACGGGCAAAACUUUGGAUUCGGUUACGAAAUUUGUCUGACAUUGGCAACUCAAUUAAUUGGUUAUGGUCUUGCUGGUCUCUCUCGUCGCUUCCUUGUGCGUCCAGCGAGUAUGAUCUGGCCUGGAAAUCUGGUUCAGUGUACUAUGAUUAAGACGUUGCACCACAACGACAGCAAGAAGGUAGCCAAUGGCUGGCGUAUUCGUCCCUUCUUGUUUUUCUUCUUCGUUAUGAUCGGCGCAUUCGUCUGGAAUUGGUUCCCCUCGUACAUCUUCCCUGCGCUUUCGCUGUUCGCCUGGGUCACUUGGCUUCGGCCGAAUAGCCCAGUGGUCAAUCAAUUGUUUGGUGAAACAACGGGUGUUUCAUUGCUGCCAAUGACAUUUGACUGGAACCAAGUCAGUUCAUACAUGGGAUCACCACUUGUUUGUCCUACCGAUGCUCUUACAAACAUCCUCAUCGGUACAGCUUUCUUUUUCUGGAUUGUCACUUGCGGAAUUCAUUACAGCAACAAAUGGUAUUCGGAGUAUCUACCAAUCAGUUCUUCGGGUAUUAUGGAUAACCAGGGUAAUUCGUACAAUGUUACACGAAUCCUCACUGCUGACAAGCGCUUUGACCCCGAUGCAUACCGCACUUACUCUCCACUGUUUUUGUCCACCACAUACGCACUGUCUUUUGGUCUUUCCUUUGCCUCCAUCUCUGCAGUCAUCACGCAUGUUUUGUUGUAUAACGGAAAAGACAUUUGGGACCGUUUCAAGCAAAAGUCCAAGCCUGACAUCCAUGAAAAGCUCAUGCAACAAUACGAGGAAGUCCCCGACUGGUGGUAUCUGUCACUGUUCGUGAUCUUUUUUGGCUUGAUGCUGGGCGUCUGUUAUGGUUGGGACACAGAAACGCCCGCUUGGGUCGUCAUCAUUGGUCUUAUCUUGGCCCUCAUUUGGUUCUUACCUAUCGGUAUCGUCCAAGCAGUGACCAACAUCCAGAUCGGUUUGAAUGUAUUUGCUGAAUUCAUCGUAGGUUACAUGUACCCUGGCCAUCCAUUGGCUAUGAUGAUUUUCAAGACUGUCACAUACAUUACCAUGGCCCAGGGUUUGGGCUUCGUUGGCGAUUUGAAGUUCGGCCAUUACAUGAAGCUGCCUCCGAAAACAAUGUUUUGGACCCAGACAGUUGCAACCAUCUGGUCUUGCUUCGUUCAAAUUGGCGUGCUUGACUGGGCUCUCACAAACAUUGAUGGUGUCUGUAAGAAAGGACAAGCAGAUAACUAUACGUGUCCUGGUGCAACCGUCUUCUUCAACUCAAGCGUCGUAUGGGGUGUUAUUGGACCGAAGAGAAUGUUCUCUGGAAAGAGUCUGUACACCGGCCUUCAAUGGUUCUGGCUUAUCGGAGUAGUAGUUACCAUUCUGUUCUGGGCCCUUCACAGAAAAUGGCCGAACGCGCUUAUUGGAAAAUUAAACGCACCCUUGUUCUUCGGCGGUACCGGAUACAUUCCUCCUGCAACCCCAACGAACUACUACUCCUGGUGUGGUGUCGGCUUGUUCUUUAAUCAUUACAUCCGUAGACGGUUUGCCGACUGGUGGACCAAGUACAACUUCAAUCUUUCCGCAGGCCUGGACACUGGAACCCAAAUCGGUGUCAUUAUCAUUUUCUUCUGCUUGCAACUUCAAAAAAUAGACUUUCCAAGCUGGUGGGGUACCACCGGAGCACUGAACACUAUGGAUGCCAAUGGCGAAGCCAUAAGAAAGGUGGUGAACGCAACGGCUGGUGAAUUCUUUGGUCCAUCUUCUUGGGAAUAACAUCCAAACUCGUUUUUUUCUUUUCGCUAGCCCGACUAUUUUUAACCGUUCUAAUAUAUAAAUAUAUAUAUGUUGCUAGUUUUCUUUUCAAUAGACAAUUUGUAGUAAGACGAAAUGAAGACGAAAA